AAGACAAUUCCCUGAUAUUGAUUUUGGUCCGUUGGACGACAUAUGUAAGCCGAGGAAUCUGAUGGCACCAUGUGAUGUAUGGAGCCCUUACAGGACUCCCAGCGGCGUCUGUAACAACUUGGCCAACCCGAGAUGGGGAAAGGCUCCAACUCAAAUGAGACGUUUUCUACCGCCUGUCUACCAAGACGGAAUUGGCUUACCUCGCACAAAGAGCGUGUCUGGUGCUGAUCUUCCUAGUGCGCGUUUCAUCAGUUUGAUCGUCCACGGUGCUUCUGACCCCAGUGACAUUCCCAAGUACGAGGAUAUCACCCACAUGUUCAUGCAGUGGGGGCACAUCACCGACCACGACAUCACCCACGCGCCAGUCCUCACACGACCAGUUAGAAAACCCUUGUUACUCAACUGCUGCCUGGAGGGAGCCUCCGUCGCCGCAUCUGCAGCUUCAGUGGGAGUGCGGUCCUUCGUUCCAAUUAUGGCAAAUCCAUGUUUUCCUAUCCCAGUUCCACCGAAUGACCCAGUUUUUAUCGGCCGCACAUGUUUAAACUUCACAAGAUCUAUACAAGGACCCAACCUACAGUGUACCAAUGCUCCAGUGGAACAGAUAAAUGCAAUCACAGCCUUUGUGGAUUCAUCUAAUGUGUAUGGAUCGAGCAAGGAGGAAAGUGACAACCUGAGACUGAGAGUAGAUGGUCUCCUCAACUUCACCGAUUUCAACCUUCUGCCAACAGAUGAGAAGGAAGAUGUUUGCGAUGCACCGUGCUUUGAUGCAGGUGAUACCCGUAGGAACGAACAGAUGGGCCUAACCAGUAUGCAUACCCUGUUGAUGAGAGAACACAACCGUAUUGCCAGGACUCAUACUCAAGUACAACCCAUAUUGGAACGAUGAGAAAAUAUUUCAA
Molecule: messenger RNA, 899 nt
Organism: Haliotis rufescens (red abalone)
Lineage: Eukaryota; Metazoa; Mollusca; Gastropoda; Lepetellida; Haliotidae
Product: peroxidase-like
Exons: 7
Coding region: 62-886 (274 amino acids)
Biological process (GO): response to oxidative stress
Molecular function (GO): peroxidase activity; heme binding
Source: RefSeq, a predicted model, not a curated record